GCCGCGCGCGCCCGCGCCACUCUCACACUCUCACGGGCGCGCGCCUCGGCCUCGGCCAGGGCGCCGGGCGCAUGCGCCGGGGAGGUGAACGUGGAGGGUGGGGAAGGCCGCGGAGCGUGCCGCUCCUGGCUGGGAAGUUUCUGGAAAGAGGGGUACAAAGGGAACCCGAGGGGAUGGGGAGAGAGAAGACCGCGGAAAGUCCAAAGUACACGGCCUUAGCAGAGCCCACGACCGACGACACCCUCCCAUCCAGGGAGGAAGCAUGGGGACAGGGAAGCGGCCUGGGAGACGCGGAAUGGCGGGGACAUUUGAAAGAUGGAGGCGGAGGCGCCCGGACGCGGGGCUCCGAUGGAUAGGACCCAGCGUGGCGGGCGAGACGCUGGGCUAGGGGGCCCUGGGGCCAGCGGGGGUGUGGCGCGCGCCCGAGCUCCUUUCCCUGCGGCUCGAGAGGGCGAAGGGCGCAUGGACAGCGUGGGAAGGAACUCUGGCCGCGGCGACGGCUCUCCGCUCCGCGGCCCACCCGGCUGCCAUUUUGUACUGCGGCCGCCAUUUCGCGCGGCCCGUGGGCGGGGGAGGGGCGCGGCUCGCGGUAGGCGGGGCGCGGCCCUGGUCCCUUUGUUCUUCGCCUGGGGUCCGGGGACCUCUCGGGCUCGGCCGCCUGCUCGCUACCGCAGCGUGUGAACAGGGAGAGGCAGCCCCCGAGGCGUGCGGGGUCCCGGAGCCCAUUGGAAGCAGGGUGUGUCCCCAUGCGGGGGAUUACGUCCUGCGUGGGGAGACUUGGACCGCCACGGUGGGAAGCGGCUACGGGCGCCGCAUCCUCCACCUCUGCAAACAAAGUCAAGUUCGGUCCGGAAACUGACAAAGGUGCUCGGACUCCGAGGAGCGAAGCACCGGGAGGCGGGGCUCGUGCAGCCCACGAGGUGGAGGAGCAUUGAGAGCUUGGCUUCCAUUGGCUGGCCCUCCAAGCACUGGGCUUGCCGGGCCCAUUCACUCUGACCCAGAAGCCUGAACAAUAAAUAUGCUGCGAUGGCUUUCUUCUGUCGACAUCAACUUCCACUUAACUUAUUUUCAGGAAACCUUACGAGUUUAUAACAACAAUAAAAUACGUGCCUGGCAUCGAUCACCCUUUCCCAUUCUGAAAAAGCCAUUGGCUUCUUAGGGAAUAUUUUAAUGCGAAUCUUGGUUGUGUGUAAUGCUGAAAAUUCUGGCACUUUUCUAGCAAAGCCAGAAAAUUUGAAAAACGCUGCUAAAUUUGACUUCCAGUUUUUUGUGCAGUUUUUUUCCCCCCUUAAUGGUUGACGUGGUUUUUCUUCAGAACAGCCUGGUAUCAUAAAGGAACCAGCCCAUCCUGACUCAUCUAUUUGUGUCUAGGCUACAGUAAACCUCUUUUUUUGUCUUCUCACUAUGUAUAAUUAUGACGACUGCUUAUGUUUUCUGUAAUAGUGGGGUAAAGCUUAUGAUGACAGACUGAAAAGGUUAAAAACAUUGUUGAGGGAACCCAUCGGGAUUUUGAUGACUGCCAGACAAGAGGAAUUUAGAGAGGCUUUUAGAUUUCAAAUUUCAUGAAUAGGUGGGCUUGGUAGAGUUAUAAAAUUGUAUACUAUGUCUUUAAGAUUACAUAAAUAGUCUGAAAACUUUAGUAGUGAUUACUUAAAAUAUGUUGUCUUUGUCGUGUUUUCUUAUCUUGUAACCAAAUAAAAUAAUCCAAAUCUU
Molecule: messenger RNA, 1713 nt
Organism: Mastomys coucha (southern multimammate mouse)
Lineage: Eukaryota; Metazoa; Chordata; Mammalia; Rodentia; Muridae
Exons: 1
Coding region: 316-681 (121 amino acids)
Source: RefSeq, a predicted model, not a curated record